AUGCGGGUGGGGGCAGACGCGGGCAGGAGGCAGGCGCGAGGUGGACGCGGGGCGGACGCGGGGCAGUCACAAUCUCGGGGCAGCGGAGCCCAGCGGCUCAGGGGCUUCCGCGUGUGGACCUUGCAGGUGGAUUUCCGGGGCCGUUCUGAGAAGCUGAUCAGACUCCGGAACCCGUGGGGCGAAGUGGAGUGGACGGGGGCCUGGAGUGACGAUGCCCCAGAGUGGAAUGACAUAGAUUCCAGGCAGAAGGCGGAGCUGGACAAGAAAGCGGAGGACGGCGAGUUCUGGAUGUCAUUUUUGGAUUUCUUGGGGCAGUUCUCUCGGCUGGAGAUCUGCAACUUGUUCCUGGACUCCCUGAGCAGCGAGGAGCUGCACAAAUGGGACCUGGUCCUGUUCAACGGCCGCUGGACUCAGGGCUCCACCGCUGGGGGCUGCUCCAACUUCCCAGCCACUUACUGGACCAAUCCCCAGUUCAAAAUCCAUCUGGAGGAGAGGGAUGACAGUCAGGAGGGGGGCGUCGGUGAACCCUGCUGCACGGUGCUGCUGGGUCUGAUGCAGAAGAAUCGUUGGCGCAGAAAGAGAAUAGGACAGGGCAUGCUCAGCAUCGGCUACGCGGCCUACAAGGUCCCCAGAGAGCUUCAGGGCCACACAGACACGCCCCUGGGCCGGAACUUCUUCCUGGGCUGCCAGCCCUGGGUGCGCUCCAGCACCCACGCCAACCUGCGGGAGGUGUCCGGCCGGCUGCAGGUGACGGCGGGGGAGUACCUGAUCGUGCCAUCCACCUUCGAGCCCUUCCAGGAUGGAGAAUUCUGCCUGAGGCUCUUCUCACGGAAGGCCAAGGCCCUGGACAUGGGGGCUGUGGUGGCUGGAAACCCACAUGAGCCGCACCCCGGCGAUGUGGACCAAGAGGACGGCCAGUUCGGGAGCCUGCUGGGGAAGCUUGCGGGGAAGGAUUCUGAGAUCGAUGUCCAUGAACUCAGGACACUUCUGAAUGAGGCCUUUUCCAAAGAAGCAGACGUAAAAUUCCUUGGAUUCGACCCCAACACUCGCAGGGAGAUGAUCAGCUUGAUGGACAGCAGAGGCAUGGGCACCUUGGGGCCGGCGGAACUCGGGACGCUCGGGCUGAAGAUUCGGAAGUACCUGGACAUCUACCGGGAAACUGAUCACAACCACUCAGGGACCAUCGACGCCCAAGAGAUGAGGAUGGCCCUCGGGAAGGCAGGUUUCACGCUCAGCACCCAGGUACAGCAGAUCCUAGCCCUGCGGUACGCGGACGGCAGACUCCGCAUCAACUUCGAUGGCUUUGUGGCCUGUGUGACCCGCCUGGAGACCCUCUUCAAACUGUUCAGGCUGCUGGACAAGGACCAGAGCGGCAUGGUCCAGCUCUCCCUGGCUGAGUGGUUGUGUUGUGUGUUGGUCUGA
This is a messenger RNA of Neomonachus schauinslandi (Hawaiian monk seal), 1422 nucleotides long. RefSeq names its product calpain-8. NCBI's taxonomy places the organism in Eukaryota, Metazoa, Chordata, Mammalia, Carnivora, Phocidae. The record is from RefSeq and is a predicted model, not a curated record. Gene Ontology annotation, molecular function: calcium-dependent cysteine-type endopeptidase activity; calcium ion binding. Gene Ontology annotation, cellular component: cytoplasm. Gene Ontology annotation, biological process: proteolysis.